AUGGCCAUAUAUUCGUUCUGGAUCUUUGAUAAGCACUGCAAUUGCCUAUUCAAUAGGGAGUGGACACUCGCAGCUAAUAGUUCAAGUGGGACUGUGAAUUCAAAGCAAAAUGAAGAAACAGCUAAGCUACUUUAUGGUAUGAUCUUUUCGCUCAGAUCCAUUACCUUAAAAUUAUCCCAAAGUCCGCCAGCUAAUGAGAUUAGGAGUAUCUCGACGGGCAAAUACAGAGUGCACACUCAUUGCACAGCAUCUGGGAUGUGGUUCAUACUGACGACAGAUUUUAAGCAGCAGUCAUACGGUCAGGUUUUGCAGUACAUUUACAGCCACAUCUACGUGAAGUACAUAACGCAUAAUCUGUUGGCUCCGUUUGACUUAGCAGAGAAUCCUAGUGAAACAAGAGGUCAAGGUACAAGAAAGAUUAACAAUAGACACUUCAUAGCGGCAUUGGAAUCCUUCCUAGCACCAAUGAUAAUGCAGUGA
Torulaspora delbrueckii is the source of this 480-nucleotide messenger RNA. It is a transcript of the gene BET5, whose product is annotated as TRAPP subunit BET5. Gene Ontology annotation, cellular component: TRAPP complex. The record is from RefSeq and is a predicted model, not a curated record. The transcript has a single exon. The coding region runs from base 1 to 480 and encodes 159 amino acids. NCBI's taxonomy places the organism in Eukaryota, Fungi, Ascomycota, Saccharomycetes, Saccharomycetales, Saccharomycetaceae. Gene Ontology annotation, biological process: endoplasmic reticulum to Golgi vesicle-mediated transport.